This is a messenger RNA of Colletotrichum chrysophilum, 771 nucleotides long. RefSeq lists its product as uncharacterized. The transcript has a single exon. The record is from RefSeq and is a predicted model, not a curated record. NCBI's taxonomy places the organism in Eukaryota, Fungi, Ascomycota, Sordariomycetes, Glomerellales, Glomerellaceae. The coding region runs from base 1 to 771 and encodes 256 amino acids.
AUGGCCGAGUCAGAGGCGCGCCAGUGGACGAUCGUCCUUGUCCUUACCGCUCUCCUGCUUUCCUUCAUCGUCCUAUCCCAGAUCAUGACCACAUACAUAACCGCCUACCGUGACGCACCCAGCGAAAUCAGCUCCUUUAUUGAUGCUGUCGAAUUUUCAGUCGAGGAGAACGAGAGCUACGAUCGCGAUAUCGCAAAGGUACAGCGCCUUGACGACAAGCUGCGCCUCGGCCGACUGCUCCGUGAGAUACAGAGAGGAGGCGACGAUUUACGCGAGCAGAUCAAUUCCAUGCUUCUCUCCGACGACACAACCACUUUGCGCACACCUGCCCGCCUUCUGUGGGCAAACAAACGCCGCGAUCUCGAAGAGCGCGUGCGCAGGCUCGAUCUCGUGAGGGUGCGGUUUCUCGUUGUGUACAUGGGCGUUGUGGCAGAGAGGGCCAGCGCGACGGCCGAAAGACAUGCGGCAACGCCGGUGACGCCGCCGCCGACAGAUCCGGAGAAGUCGCCGCUGCCCUUCACACCCCCGAUGAUGCAUCCCAUGAAGGCGAGCCUGACGCGCGCCCUGACCGAGGAGAUUCGCCAGAAGCCGCCGCUGAGGAGGCUGACUACCCAGGCUCUCGGCCAUCACGCAGAUACGCAGCCGGGCCACAAGAUGGGAUGGGUAGGCGUUGUCCAAGAGUUGCAAAGGAGCCCCAAGCUACACAAGCGGCGCACCUCCAUUGAGCGAUCGAUCGAGCAAGAGCUGGCCAACUCCAGGCUGAGUCUCUGA